AUGGAUCUUCAUCGUAUCAGUUUGAUUUUCUUACAUAUAUGCAGUUCAUUAAGUUAUAUUCCUCAUCUAGUCAUCCAUAUCGCAAAUCUUUCAUUCAAUGCAUUUCCACGACGAUCGCAAAUUGCUUUCACAAUCUAUUGGUGUGGCUAUUGUCUUCUGAUUCUUGGUGUUUUACUUUGGUCUUGCAUUAUCCUAUGUAAGAAACGAGUUGUCUGGCAAGUUAUUCAAGUAUCUGGCCAUGUUCUGAUUGGAAAACUGCUCUAUACAAUGUUCGAUGUAAUUGUCCGCAUACUCUUACAUUAUCGCCUGAUUAUUAUUCUUUUCGACAUUAUACACGUGGUUAUUUUAAUACCGGCGAUUACCAUCACAUUUGCACUUGCUCAAGAUAUGAAAAAGAAGCAAACAGUGGUUGAAGAAAUAGUUAAUUUAUAG
Adineta ricciae is the source of this 432-nucleotide messenger RNA. Lineage: Eukaryota; Metazoa; Rotifera; Eurotatoria; Adinetida; Adinetidae. The record is from the annotation of a GenBank genome assembly.